UUUGGUUUCAAGUCCAUGGUUAGGCUUUCAAUUGAUAUAUAAUACCUUUUUGUUAUAUUCACAGCGAUGGGUUUCUUCACUCGAUGCUGUGCGGCGGCCCUUCUCCUGGCUGGCGCACUCCCAGCCUAUACACUACCAACACUCGGUAACCACCAAAGCAGGGCCAUUGCUCCUUACUCGAGCAAAAACUCGACUAGAUAUGUCGCAGCUCAUUUUAUGCUGGGUGUUGUAGAGAGCUAUACGGUUGAAGAUUGGAAAGGCGAUAUGAAUCUGGCCAAAGAGAUUGGCAUCGAUGCAUUUGCACUCAACUGUGCGAGUAUUGACUCGUAUACACCCAAGCAGUUAGCAAAUGCAUACGAAGCGGCCUCUCAGGUUGACUUCAAAGUGUUCAUCUCCUUCGACUUUGCGUACUGGUCCGAUGACAAUACCGCGCAAGUUACCGCGUACAUGCAGAACUAUAGCUCCCAUCCUGCGCAGUUACAGUACAACGGCGCCGCUCUGGUUAGUACUUUUAUCGGAGACAGCUUCAAAUGGCAACCUGUCAAAACUGCGACCCAACUUUCUGUCAAAAGUGCUAGACAGCGUUCGAUUGUCGUGGUGCCAAAUAUCCGGAAUCCCUCCUGGGCCGGCGCUGAAAACACUAAUGACAUUGACGGAGCCUUCUCGUGGUACGCCUGGCCCACCGACGGCGAUAACAGUAUUGUCCCUGGGCCCAUGACAACUGUGUGGGAUGAGAGGUUUCUGAAAAAUCUUGGGGAUAAGGUUUACAUGGCGCCUGUUUCACCUUGGUUUUCAACACACUUUGACUCAAAAAACUGGGUUUUCAUUUGCGAAGACCUUAUCACCGUCCGAUGGGAGCAAAUGCUAUCUAUGCAACCAGAUCUCAUUGAGAUUAUAACAUGGAAUGACUACGGCGAAUCCCACUAUAUUGGUCCCUACUCUACCGCUCACUCUGAUGACGGCUCAUCGCAAUGGGCAAAGGGAUUCCCCCAUGACGGCUGGCGUAUUAUCUCUAAGCCAUACAUCGCCGCAUACAAGUCAGGCGCAAAGACUCCUGUUGUCGAAUCAGAUCAGAUGGUGUACUGGCACAGACCUACUCCUAAGGGUGUGACCUGUUCCAAGGACCCGGUUGGUCCGCCGAAUGGGGUCCACAUGCUCUCGGACAGUAUCUUCGUCACAACCCUGCUUACCGAACCGGCUGUGUUGACAGUGACUAGCGGCUCUCAGAGCGCGGUUUCGGUUGAUGUGGCCGCUGGGAUUGUGACGACUAAUUUCACCAUGGGAGUUGGUAAGCAGUCUUUCUCUGUUACUCGGAGUGGAAAGGAGAUUAUGGGAGGGGAGGGAGGGCUGGAGAUCAAGGAUAGUUGCGACUACUAUAACUUUAACGCUUAUGUUGGGUCGUUCAACGCUACGAAGACUGGGCGGCUAGGGGAUGGCCGAUGUAGGUGAGGGUGGGUUGAAAAAGAUACAGAGUAUUUGUUAUGAUUAGACACGAUUAUUUCACUGUACAUAUUAAGGGGUCAUGUUCUUCUAUUCUAUAUCAAUUCUAUGCACAUUUUCUCCUUCACUAUUGAAAAGUCCCUGUAGAGAAUAGCAUAGAGCUAAGAUAAAAUAAUAUCCUAUGAUAGUCACCGAUCACAAGAGACAUUUAGAUGGAGGAUAAGAUAGAUCUCUUUCCAUCAUUAAGCGGCAUUCGGUUAUAAUAUUACGGAGUACUGACGCACUGAAUGCCCUGUGUAUAGGAAUACGGU
Messenger RNA from Aspergillus ochraceoroseus IBT 24754, 1751 nucleotides. Its product is annotated as glycoside hydrolase family 71 protein. The transcript has 4 exons. NCBI's taxonomy places the organism in Eukaryota, Fungi, Ascomycota, Eurotiomycetes, Eurotiales, Aspergillaceae. Gene Ontology annotation, molecular function: glucan endo-1,3-alpha-glucosidase activity. The coding region runs from base 67 to 1449 and encodes 460 amino acids. Gene Ontology annotation, biological process: mating projection tip cell wall disassembly. The record is from RefSeq and is a predicted model, not a curated record.